Funneliformis mosseae is the source of this 252-nucleotide messenger RNA. NCBI's taxonomy places the organism in Eukaryota, Fungi, Glomeromycota, Glomeromycetes, Glomerales, Glomeraceae. The record is from the annotation of a GenBank genome assembly.
UAUCCGGCCGAUGGAUCGAUCCAAAUGGGAAGUUAUUCCAAAAGUUGAUUCGUGAAGGUUACAGAUACGCUGAUAGACUUUCAGAUUAUUUAGAGGAUAUUGGAACUAUGUAUAUCGGUGAAUUUGUAUUAGAUCCCCUAGUCGACUUCUACUAUCCAGCCUUAAUUCCGCCUUUAUCUGUCUUAGCAAUUAGAGCAGAUAUUUGUGAAAAAUUUAUUAUUAGUGUGGAGUCUACUGAUAUAGGAGGAAUGA